AGAGUGGAGGGGAUAAAAGUGUAGCGCGAAAGGGGAAGCAAUAGGGAGGAAGGCGAGAGAGGGAAAAUCUGUCUGACACGGUCGCAGAACCGUGCGUGCCUCCGUGCAGUUCCGUGCUUUUCCGUACGCGUCAAGAUCAGCUGUGUGUGUGUGCGUCUCUCUCGAGGCCACGAGUCGAAGAAGAAAUGACAGCAGUCGAGAGAACGGCCGCGAUGCCCUUUUCGCUCUCGUGAGGGUGGGUAAAGCUUUUCUAAUUUCGAGAGAAGGCGGGCCAGACAUCUCUGUCACCACCCGCCGUUUUAACUUUGCAAUAAGGCUCGAUCGAGAGGAUGAACGGAAGCCUGGGAAUACCUCGAGGACCCGAACAACAUCCACAGAGAUUCGCCGAUUAUUUCGUUAUAUGCGGUCUCGAUAAAGAUUCGGGCCUUGAACCAGAUAAAUAUUUCGGAGAUUCUUUACAAUGUACACCUCUGGAUCGAGCAUACAAGAGCAAAGUUUUAGGACAUUAUCCGGACUCAGUACCAUGGAAUCCAUUCGACGAGCAUGCAGUUUGUAUGCUUUGCCUACCAAGCGGUCUGAGAUUUCGAACACAGAAACAUUCAGUCGAGCCGACGUUUCAUUCGUUUGUCCUGACCAAAGAAGAUGGCCACAGGACGUACGGUUUCAGUCUGGUAUUCUACGAAGAGUGUCGUAAUCGUAAGAUAUGCGCUGCUAUGCAAACGUUGCAAGCGAUGCAUAUCACAGAAUUAAGUAGUGGUCAGAACGGUACACCGCCAACGGCGAGAAAAGGUCAGGAGGGACACAAUACUAGAUCCUUGCCACGUCAUUUUAAAUUGUCAGCACAUUCCCCGAGUGCAGCAUUAGCUUAUUACGAUUCAACCAAAGAUAAAUUAUUAGUGACCAAGUCAAUUUCUUUGCUCUGUCAACAGCCCUAUCUUCACGCGGCCAGAACGUUCCUGACCAAUCUAUACAAGUGUGUUCCUAGGCAUCCAGGACCUGGCCUUAGUUUAGAAUCAUACGUGUACAAUCUUUUGUACAAUGUACCAGUACCAUUACCUGGAAAAUCAUUAAAAUUUUUUAUACCAAACGAUGAACCAGCUAAAGUUCCCUUAGAAUUGGUUAUACAUCAGCCUAUGCCAUCGCAAGAAUUACCAAUGUUGGAUUAUCCUUUGAAAGAUGUAUUUACAUGGCUGGGAGCCGAUUGCGUUAUACAGUUGUUCACUUGCGUCCUUUUGGAGAAUCAAGUUUUACUCAGAAGUUCGGACUUUAACAAACUGAUGGUAGUAUCCGAGUGUAUAACCGCCCUUUUGUUUCCCUUUUCGUGGCAGCACGUUUACGUACCUAUAUUGCCAGCCAGUCUACAUCAUUUCUUAGAUGCACCAGUUCCAUUUAUAAUGGGAUUGCAUGCUCAGAGCGAAGGUGGUGUAUUAAAAAUUGCUAGCGAAGCAAAUCUUUGUUAUGUAGAUAUAGAUAAGCAAAGUAGCCAAUUCCCGGAGGAGUUACCUGUAUUCCCACAUAAGAUGCAGUUUAUUGCUGAGAUUAGAGCACUUUUAAAUAAGUACAAAGUACCACAAACGGGAAAGACUGAUAAUAUGUUCAUAAACUAUGUCAAUGGUGACAUUAUGACUAGCAGCUUGACUCUUCCUGGUUCUGGAUUUCACCUUCCACGUAGAAAGCAUUCGUUACAUGAUGUUUUAGAUUGGGACAGACCUGAUUCCACACCCCAAACAGAUGCUUUUCAACGAAUUGUUGAUAUAGUUAAGAGAACAGGUGUAAAUGUAGAUGAUAUUGAUUCUGUGGAUGAUACUAUUAAUGAAAAAAUACUCACUCCCCAAGAGGAAUAUCAAGAAACUCUCAUUUUUAAUAAUGCCAUUAGAGAGAUUUUUUUGAAUCGUUUUGUACAAAUGUUUUGUAGUUAUGAACAUUUUGUUAUUCUACCAAGUCAAGAUAAAGACGAAUGGUUGAAUAAUAGAGACAGUAUGCAUGUCUUUGAUAAAGCAACAUUUUUAUCCGAUCAACCUGCGCAACAUCUACCAUUUUUAUCAAGGUUUUUAGAAACACAAAUGUUUGCUUCCUUGGUUGAUAGUAAAGUUAUGUCAACGUGGAGCGAACUCGAUUAUAAUAUCAAAGUUUUUGACGAUAGAAUUACAUUUUUAAAAAAAAAAGUUGGUGAAACUAUUAUAAGAUCGACACGUUACGAGACAUGCACGAGCAUGACUGAAACACAAAAAGUUUUGGAACAGAGAUUAACCAACGUAGAUUUUGAAACCAAUCCACCAACAGAGAUUGUUCCACAUAGAGCUGCAUAUUUCAGGAGUUUUCCUUUACUAGAUACGGUCGCGUUAAACAAAGAACCUGCUCAAAGUAGUAGAAAAGGACAGACACAGUGGAAAUAUAAAAUGAAAUCUAUGGAGUCAAAUGGUAAAACAGCGGUACCUCAAGAAUCUCAAUCUCCACGACCACAAACAAAGCUCUCUGCGGAUAUGAGUCCAGCACUAAUAGCGCAAGCCAAUUGGACUUUCGUUGAAAAAUUGCUUAAGGAUUGUAAAUCUAAAACCAAAAGAAUGUUAGUCGAAAAAAUGGGCUCUGAAGCUGUUGCUCUUGGGCAUGCGAGUGAAUCUCUCUCUGACGUGGAAGAAAAUACAUUAGUAGCUAGCCUCUGUGAUUUAUUGGAAAGGAUAUGGAGUCAUGGAUUACAAAAUAAACAGGGCAAAAGUGCUCUUUGGUCUCAUCUUACAAUGUAUCAGGAAUUGGAGGAAUGUAAUGUUACAACUAAAACUAUAGAUCCCAAUUUUCUUUCUCCCGCCUUAGCGUGGUGCGUGCUGCGGAAACGUCUCGAUUUACCCAAGAAAUCGCCAAAUAAACUUUUUGGGUUACCGGAUCGUUUAAUCGCAUCCUUAAAGAGCAGAAAUAUUUUUGAGAUUGCUUCCUAUAUCAAGGAGAAUUUUAAUGAUUUAUCAAAACUGGCAUUGGAGACUGAUGUCUCUCCAACAAGAGGAACGGAUAAGCACAAAUCUCCUGGGGAAAGAAGAGCUAUUGGACCGGAGCAUUUGCGACCUUUACCUGAAUCAUUGACUUUUGAUAUUCGAAAUAUCCAAGCAAUGACAGAUAUUAAAACGCACAUUGGAUAUGCCAGAGCAUGGGUGAGAUUAGCAUUAGAAAAGAAGUUAUUAUCUCGACAUUUAAAAACACUCCUAUCUGAUACAGCGCUUUUAAGGAGUCAAUAUAAACGAUCAGCAUUUUUACGCUGUGAGGAAGAAAAGGAACAGUUUUUAUAUCAUUUAUUGACGUUAAAUGCGGUCGAUUAUUUUUGCUUUACAAAUAAUUAUCCUACUACUAAGUUACCAUAUAGGGUUGUAAUAUUUCCAAGUCGUAAGGCAAGCGCAGCUACAACUUCUGCCAAUAGUUGGAUCGCUAUAUCUGGUACAUUGUGCGAGACUAAUCCUGUUCCAAUUCCUAAAGCAGCUCUAGAAUUUGUAUUUCACCAUAAAAAUUUAGGUGUCCUAUCGACUUUGCGGAUUGGUCAUGACAAUACUGGUCUUUCUCCUAAAUGGAUGGUAGAACACGUUGUGGUAAGAAACGAAGUUACAGGGCAUACAUUUAAAUUCCCUUGUGGGCGAUGGCUUGGUAAGGGCAUAGACGAUGGAUCUACUGAAAGAUUGCUAGUAGGUGCUUUAGUACCAAGUAGUAUUGAUAAUGAAGAAUUGGUAGAAUCGUGUUCGACUCCUCCAAGAUGUAGAUCUCCAAGUAUACCCAGACGACCUAUACUAUCCGAAGUUGAAUUGCAACAUAUGCUUGGAGAAGCUGUAAAUGCGAUUGUCAAAUAUUAUUACAGAAGAGAGUGCCAAGAUAGUUCUCUAACUGCCUUACUUUGUGGGGAGGGUGGACUCGUACCUUCCCUUGAACAAAUCUUUUUAUUCGGUUUUAAAAAUCAAAGAAUAUUUGGUAGAAAUUUUUAUGUUUGGGACUAUCUUUUACGAGUAAAAGAAAACUUUGAGAUAUCUUUAUUAGAAGAAAUGGACGAAUACUCACAGAGAUUAAAUAGGAGUAGAAAAAUACAGAGUAAUCAGAGGUUUACUAUCUUGAGAUGUUACAGUCAUCUUAUUGAUCAGAUUAAUAUAUUUAGUCAAACUUUAGGAAAAGACGGAAAGUUUCAGUUGUUCAUUUGUUUGGCAGCAAGAGAGCAAUUGCUUCAUCCAAUGUUAUGUCCGAUGAGCGAGGCACGUUCUACGUCGGAUAUGUACGAGGAGAAUUCGUUUUUGAGAAAUCCUAAUCUCUUGACGUUUCUUAUACAUAUUCUUGAACCGCUUAGCGACUUCCACAUUGUUCUUGAGAAAAGUUUGACUCAUGGAAUCUCUAGUAUAUGUUAAUCUGUUGUACAUUCCGUGUGUAUUUUGGAUGAAAGCUUCAUAAAAACGGCUGAACCAAAUGUGACACGAUGUUAUUGCAUUCAUUUUAUACACUGUUAAAGUCGAAAGACGAUAGGGAGACACCGGUGUUAGAGUAUAGGAUUUGGUGAAAUAAUUUGCAAAGAUGCAAAGAAUUUUAUUAUUACAAUAUUAUAUAUAUAAAAUUGAAUAUUAAAAAAAAAAAAAUGAAAAAAAAAAAGAAAGAAAGAACAAAUCGAAGACUGUUACCGGUGAAUGUAAAAUAGAAAUUUUUAGACGAGAAAUUAUUAAGAAGUGAGAAAGAGAGAGAGAGAGAGAAAGAUGCAUGCUAUUUACCGAAUGUAAGAUUCGAAGAGAGCAUGAACUUUCUUAUGCUAUUUUCAAUGCUCGUAUUAUUCAUGACAAGUGAUAUCUAGUUAACUUUUACUCAACUCCUUUUACUGCAGUUAUUAUUAAUGGGGAUAUAUGAAUGAACCUUUCUCUAAAUCAUCAUACGUACGAACGAACUAUGAACCAAAGAUUUUAAUCCUAUUAAUUUAUUAAUAUAAUUAAUGCCGUGUAUAUUAUUGCCAUUAUUUAAACAAAAUUAUAAUCUACUUUUUUUUUUUUUUUUUUGUCUUUUUAAUCCAUGUAAAAUAAUCAAGUGCUGUAAAAAUAUUUGGAUGACAUUUGUAUAGUAUCACGUCGGAGUAUCUUGUGUUAUUAUAUUUUUAACGUAAACAAUAUGAUACUCUUAAUAAUCUUCCUCUAAUAGAAAAUUGUCUAAAGAUCUCAGCUCGAUCAUUUGACAUUUGUGUAUGUACUCACGUUAUUUUUUACUGGCUGUGCUUUGAUUAAUACACGUUAAAAAAAAGUCUCAAGGGAAGGAAAAAAAAACGAAAAGAAAACAUAAAGACAUCGUGCAAGAAGUUUUUGUUAUGAUUUUAUGCUGUGUUAGAUUUGCGAACGUAAAACAUUGUUGAUUUCAUUAUUAUAUAAAUUGAAAUAUCUCAGAUAGCGCGCGUACAAUAAAAAAUAAAAUAAAUAAAUAAAUAAAUAAAAAAAAAAAAAAAAGAUAUAAAAGGCCUCCUAACUUUAAAAUAAAUAACUUUAAAGAAAUAUUAAAAAUCUAAUAAUACGCACUCUGGGAUAUUAUAAUUUAUUUAUAUAGAUUUAAUGGCAACAUUUCUCCAUGACAUAUGUAAUGUUUUAUUAGAUUUGCGUCAAAUUAAGUUUUUUUAUACGUUACUGUAAUAACGUCGUAUAAUUUAUUUUCAAAUUAUAUUUUUCAAUUGGAAUUCUUUUGACCUUGUCUAACGGAGAAGGACCAAAAACAUCUUUGUCAGUUAAAAAAAAGAGAAAAAAAAACGAGAGAAAAAAGCAAAAAAGAAAGAAAGAAUAAUUGGCAAUUCUUUCAAUAUCAUCAAUACAAUAAAAUACAUAUGCACAAUUCAUCUUAAGUCUUAUAGAUUAAAAAAAAAAAAAAUACGAGUUAUAUAUAUAUAUACACACGACAAACACACACCUACACACACACCCACACACACAGGACACACUUUCUACACUCUGUACUCGCUGUGAAGUGAUAAUACUAUACCGUUUUAAUAAUAACUAGACCGCAAAGUACAAUCGAAUUGCAAGCAUUUCAUAAUAUAAACUCGAAAAAGAAAGAAAGAUAGAGAAAGAAAUAAACAAAAAAAAAGAACAAAAA
Vespa mandarinia (Asian giant hornet) is the source of this 6078-nucleotide messenger RNA. RefSeq names its product DENN domain containing pinstripe (gene pns). The record is from RefSeq and is a predicted model, not a curated record. Gene Ontology annotation, molecular function: guanyl-nucleotide exchange factor activity; small GTPase binding. NCBI's taxonomy places the organism in Eukaryota, Metazoa, Arthropoda, Insecta, Hymenoptera, Vespidae.